AUGCUCCAUGGAUUCCUCGCCGCCCCAACCGGAUCCGUGACCUCGCAGCUAGUUGAGCGCCGGCCGCGGCAUCCCGGCGCCAAGAAGAAAUCGCCAGGUCAGGUAUCGAUCGAUUCCGCCUCGCAGCACGCGGAAUUCGUCCGGCUCGUGAAAUCUUGCAGCAGCUCCAAGGAUCUCGAGGCCGGGAAGCGCGUCCACGCCCGCAUUCGCGCCAGCGACCACCGCCACAACAAGCACCUCGCCAAUCUCCUCAUCGGCAUGUAUGGCAAGUGCCGGAACCUCGAGGAUGCGCGCCGGGUCUUCGACGCCAUCCCGGAGCCCAAUCUCUUCUCCUGGAACAUCCUCAUCUCCGCGCACGCGCUCAACGGCGACCCUCACGGCGCCAGGAGCGUGUUCGAUCGGAUGCCCGAGAAGGAUGCCGUGAGCUGGAACACGAUGAUCACGGUGUAUGCCCAGAUCGGACAUCUCCAGGAGGCGCGGGGGAUGUUCAAGGCGAUGCCGGAGCCCGACACAGUCUCGUGGAACGCGCUCCUCGCGGCAUAUGCACAGAACGGGCAUUUGCUCGAGGCGAGCGUCUUCUUCAGGAUGAUGCCCGAGAAGGAUGUGGUGUCCUGGACGACGAUGGUCACGGCCUUCGCCGAGAAUGGCUUCCUGGACGAGGCAAGGAGAUUUUUCGAGCUGAUGCCACAGCCGGAUGUGGCUGCCUGGAACGCGAUGGUGGCGGGCUACGCUCAAGCCGGGUGCUUGAUCCAGAGAGGCCACCUCCAGGAGGCCAGGGACGUUUUCGAUCGGAUGCCGCACAAGAACUGCAUCUCCUGGCACACGAUGAUCCAGGCCUACGCAGCACACGGCCGGAUCGACGAGGCCUCGGCGCUCUUCGACCGGAUGCCCGAGAGGAUCACCACUUCCUGGAACGUGAUGAUCGCGGCGAAGGGUCAGUACGGGCUGGUGGACGAGGCGUGGGAGCUCUUCCGCGCGAUGCCCAACAGGGACGUGGUUUCGUGGAGCAGCAUGAUCGCGGUGUAUGCCCAGAACGGGCAUGUCGAGGAGGCCAGGAGGGUGUUCGAGCGGAUGCCGAGGAGGAACAUCGUCUCCUGGACGGCGCUGCUCUACGCAUAUGUCCAGAGCGGCGAGGUGGAGCUCGCAAAAUCGGUUUUUGAUCGGAUGCCCGAGGCCAACUUGGUGUCGAGAACCGCAAUGAUCACGGCCUAUGCUCAAGCCGGGCAUAUGGAGCAAGCUCGGAGCUUGUUUGAGAGCAUGACCCAUCACGACGUGGUGUCCUGGAACACGAUGUUGGCGGGCUAUGGACAGAACGGCGACGUCGCGCAGGCCUGGGACUACUUCUCCCGGAUGCCUGUGUGGAAUGUGGUGUCCUGGAACGCGAUGGUGGCGGCCUACGAUCAGAACGGGCACUGGGAGCAGGCAAAGCUCCUCUUUGAUUCCAUGCCGGAGAGGAACGCCGUGUCGUGGACGCUGCUGCUUUCGACGCUGGCCAAGAGCGGGGACGUCCCGGCGGCGCGGAAGCUCUUCGCGGAGCUCCCCGAGUGGGAUACAGUGGCGUGGAACUACAUGGUCGCGGCGUACGCGCUCCAUGGUGGCGAGCAGCAGCAGGAGACGGUGGAGCUGUGGAAGGCGAUGAGCUUGGAGGGAUUCAAGCCGGACGCGGUGACGACGAUCGCCAUGCUCUCGGCGUGCAUACAUAAAGGGCUGGUGGAGAGGGGCCGGGGAUUGUUCCUGGCGAUGGAGGGCGAUCACGGAGUGGCUCCAAAGCAGGCGCACUUCCGGUGCAUGGUGAGCGUGCUGGGACGCGCGGGGCAGCUCGGGCGGGCCGAGGAGCUGAGCAAGACGAUGCCGUUUGUGGCGGACUCGAUCGUCUGGACGGCGCUGCUGGAUUCGUGUCGGGCUCAGGGAGACGAGCGGCGAGCCAUGCCGGUGGCCGAGAGCUUGGCGAAAUCGGAGCCGGCUUCGGUCGAUCGCUAUCGGCCUGGUGUGGAGCGGAAGAAGUUAGCGAUCAAGCUUGAAUUGGUCACAGCUUCGGUCGAUCACUAUAGGCCUGGUCUGGAGCGGAAGAAGUUAGCGAUCAAGCUUGGAACUUUGGUCACACUUUUGGUCGGUCUGGAGUGGAAGAAGAUAGCGAUCAAGCUUGAAACUUUGGUCACAGUUUUUGUAGUUAGCGAUUAA
Messenger RNA from Selaginella moellendorffii, 2181 nucleotides. RefSeq names its product pentatricopeptide repeat-containing protein At4g02750-like. NCBI's taxonomy places the organism in Eukaryota, Viridiplantae, Streptophyta, Lycopodiopsida, Selaginellales, Selaginellaceae. Bases 1 to 2181 code for a protein of 726 amino acids. Gene Ontology annotation, molecular function: protein binding. The record is from RefSeq and is a predicted model, not a curated record. The transcript has 3 exons.